Molecule: messenger RNA, 1350 nt
Organism: Elaeis guineensis (African oil palm)
Lineage: Eukaryota; Viridiplantae; Streptophyta; Magnoliopsida; Arecales; Arecaceae
Product: F-box protein AFR-like
Molecular function (GO): protein binding
Source: RefSeq, a predicted model, not a curated record
AAGAGGAGAGCGCGAGCGAGGCUCGAGGAGUGGUUUCGGAUCGUAUCGCAAUGACGCCAAGCGCGAUAACUACGACGGAGGAGGAGACGAAGGAGGUGCCUUCCGCCGCUGCGCCAUCGACGGAGUCGGCGGCGGUGGAGAUGGAACCCCUGAUCCCCGGGCUACCGGACGAGGUGGCAGAGCAGUGCCUCCUCCACCUCCCCUUUCCCUACCAGGCCCUCGCCCGAUCGGUGUCCUCCGCCUGGAAUCGGGCUCUCUCAAGCUCGGCCUUCCUCCGUGCGAAGUCGGAGCUAUACGCUACCCUUUCCCUCCCCUACCUCUUCGUCUUCGCCUUCCACCCGACCACCCUCCGGCUCCAGUGGCAGGCCCUGGACCCCCGAACCCGCCGCUGGUUCGUCCUUCCCCCGAUGCCCCUCCCUGCUGGCGGCGGCGCUCCGCUCUGCCCGCCGGCUUUCGCCUGCACCGCCCUUCCCCACCGCGGCGAGAUCUACGUACUCGGCGGGAUGCGGUCGGACACCGAGACCCCUCUCCGAACCCUGGUAGCCUACCGCGCCGCCACGAAUUCGUGGUCCACCGCGGCGCCGAUGACGACCCCGCGGUCCUUCUUCGCGGCGGGGGCGAUCGGGGGCCGGAUCUUCGCGGCCGGGGGCGGCGACGGAGGGAUCUCGGCGGUGGAAUGCUACGACCCGGCGGCAGAUCGGUGGUCGCCGGCGGCGGGGAUGCGGUGUGGGAUGGCGCGGUACGACGCGGCGGUGGUGGGGCGGCGGAUGUACGUGACGGAGGGGUGGCGGUGGCCCUUCUACGCGUCGCCGCGGGCGGGGGUCUACGACGCGGAUCGGGACGCGUGGGAGGACAUGAGCGAGGGGAUGCGGGAGGGGUGGACGGGGGCGAGCGCCGUCGUUGGGGACCGUCUCCUCGUGGUCACCGACUACGGAGACGGGCGGGUGAAGGCGUACGACGCCGGCAGCGACGCGUGGCAGAAGGUGGAGGGGGGCGGGGUGCCACUGGAGCUGAAGCGGCCGUACGCCGUGAGCGGGGCGGAGGGGGCGAUCUAUGUGGCCGGGACCGGGCUGGAGGUCGCGGUGGGGACGGUGGUGGUGGAGGAGGAGGGGGGAAAGGGGAGGCUGAGGGUGGCGUGGAGGGUGGUGAAGGGGCCGCCGGCGUUCGCAGAUCUUGUGCCUUGUUACUCCCAAGUUCUCUACGUUUAGAGCUCUAAAAGAGUUUUUGGGGUUUAGGAAGGGUUUCAAGGUUCCAUAGGAGUGGAGUGUGCAAAAGGAGAAGUUUGUGUACCCUUUCUUCUCCAUUUCCACUCUUUAUUUAAUAAAUAAUAUAUGCUUGUGUGGCUGUUAA